Messenger RNA from Eimeria tenella, 1227 nucleotides. RefSeq lists its product as uncharacterized. The record is from RefSeq and is a predicted model, not a curated record. NCBI's taxonomy places the organism in Eukaryota, Apicomplexa, Conoidasida, Eucoccidiorida, Eimeriidae. The coding region runs from base 1 to 1227 and encodes 408 amino acids. The transcript has 4 exons.
AUGUACACCUCCGCCACUUCUGGGGGCCCUCCCGGGGCUUCUGCUGCUGCGCUGCUGCAGUGUGGGGCCCCACAGCCCCCACAGGGGCCCCCCGAGCCCCAUGCAUGCGCUUGCGCCUGGCGGCGGCUCUCUGCUGCCAGCCUCGCUGGGGGUGGCCCCAGCAGCCUGCUUGACCAGUGGUUAGCUGCGCAAGGCAGCAGCAGCAGCAGCAGAGAAGAGAGAGACGAGGCCUCAGCAGCAGCCGCAGCAGCAGGGGGAGAAACAGGCAUUAAAGAGCCAUGGGGUGCUGCAGGAAACGCUGCUGGCGCAGCAGCAGCAGCAGCAGCAGCCACGGCAGCUGCAGGGGCCAUCGACGGCAUGUCGCUGCCUUCCACAGCAGACCCUCCACAAGGACACUCGGCAGCACCAGCAGAAGCAGCAGCAGCAGCAGAGGCAGCAGCAGCAGCAGCAACAACAGCCUCCGUGGGCUGGAAGCUGCAGCUGUUCAAGGCAGCCAUUUGCCUCCAGAAGCGACGCCAAGAGUUCAACUGCAGACGCAGGCGGAGCCUCAUUGCGCUCAUACAGCAUGCAACGCAGCAGCAGCAGCAGCAGCAGCAGCAGGAGCUGGGGCAGCAGCGGGAGCUGCAGGAGCAAAAGCAGCAGCAAGAGCAGCAGCAGCAGGCCUCGUAUGCCUUGCCUGAAGCCACGGGAGCCGGCGCAGCGCAGCAGGCUGAAGACCUGACUCCGCUGGAGCAGCAGCAGCAGCAGCAGCAGCAGACAGCAGCAGGGAUUCCUCUAGAAUCGUCGAAAUCACCUCAGUGUCAGUAUGAAAACCCAGAAGACACAGCAGCAGCAGCACCUGCUGCUGCUGCUGCUGCCGCGGGUUCGCAAGGGCCUCCGCAUGCAGCUGCAGCGGGAGGCCCUUGUGGGGGAAGGCGCUGGGGGCCGCGUGUGGCUGGUGAGACACAAGAAGACGCAGCAGCAGUUUGCCCUCAAAGUGAUCCCGAAGGCGAGCCUCGCAAGCAGCAGCAGCAGCAGCAGCAGCAGCAGCAGCAGCGGGGGGGGGGGGGGCGUGUCCCCCUGACCAGCAGCAGCAGCAGCAGCAGCAACAGCAGGAAGCGGUGUUCGGUGGGCUCGCUGGGCAGGAAGAAGGAGCUGCUGCAGCUGCUGGCUGCGCUGCAGCAGCAGCAGCUGCUGGGGCCCCUGCGGCUGCAGGGGCGCGCAGCAGGGUGUCUAGACACCUGGUGA